Molecule: messenger RNA, 1617 nt
Organism: Capsicum annuum
Lineage: Eukaryota; Viridiplantae; Streptophyta; Magnoliopsida; Solanales; Solanaceae
Product: photosystem II core complex proteins psbY, chloroplastic
Exons: 1
Coding region: 940-1536 (198 amino acids)
Biological process (GO): cell redox homeostasis; photosynthesis
Cellular component (GO): membrane; chloroplast thylakoid; photosystem II
Molecular function (GO): manganese ion binding
Source: RefSeq, a predicted model, not a curated record
AUGCUUCCGUAAUCUUCCUGUGCGUAUGUCAUUUUAUUGUCUGGUGUCCGGACUGAUCAAACAAGAAAAAACCGCUGUCGAUACAGAACUUGGUCCGUAAUUUUAUAAAUCAUCAAAGGUAGCGUCCCUAGUUGUAUACACCAACGAAGUAAUCAAGUAGAUGCACUGUAUGUGCUACAUCCAAACUCCCACCAACCAAGCAGACUUCUAACUACACACUGCUGCUGACUACACUUCUAACUCUCACCAAUAAAGGUCAGUUCGAUCUUACACUACACACUGCAUUGUGCCAAAUAAGUCCCUCUGAACUGCAAGCAGACUUGACUUUAUCAAAUCAUGUUUUAAAACUAAAUAGUUGAUAAAUAGGCCCAUGCAAUACACAAAGCAUGUCAUCAAUACGUAGUAACAUUGAUUAGUGCUCUUACUUUCUUUUAAAUCCUCCUUUGAAUGUCAUCAGAGACGGAUGAUUACGAUUUUAAGGUAAACUAUAUGGAAUGAGCAACAACUGGCCUGCCUAAUAUAGAUUAUGUUGUAGUACUGUGUUUGCUGAGAAGGCAUAAUUCUCCUCUUUGCAAAUUACUAUCUUUGGGCCCGUCAAAACUCAAAAAGUCUUGGGCCACAAAAGUGAAUCCAACAACUUCUUGAGUGCCUAGAAGAAGAAACUUGUAGCAAAAUUUUAGAAGUUUCUAGUUAGUUUAGUUGUUGGAAAGAGAGUGAAGAUAAGAAACCAUUGGUGUGUUAUCAAAUAUGAGGUCCAUAUCCUCUAAUUCACAAUCUCUGGAUAAGAGAACAAUCUAAAAUGCCACAUUCCUAUUGGUUCUCUCAUUUAAAAUCACUUUGAGUCUAUCUUCUUUUUAUAUAUUUCUCACUUUAAUAAUAUCAAUCAACCAAACAAACCAUCCACAAUUUUGCGAGUUUUCUAGCCAACAAAAUCAAGAAAUGGCAGCCACCAUAGCUACCAUGGCCAUGCUCAAUGCCAAAUGCUUCGCCAAAGCAUCUAUCAACAACCAAUCAAAGCCAAAACCCAUCUCCCUUCUCUCCAUCCAAAAUCUCCCAAAAGGUCUCUUAACUUCAAAAUCUUCUCAAAAUCCCUCAAACUUAUCCUCCAUUCCUUUAACCGGAACAGCUAUAGCCGGCGCCAUUUUCUCUACUCUUAGCUCAUGUGACGCCGCAUUUGCAGCUCAACAAAUAGCCGAUAUAGCUGAGGGAGACAACAGGGGUUUGGCCUUAUUACUUCCUUUGAUCCCGGCUAUCUUAUGGGUUCUUUACAACAUUCUACAACCAGCACUCAACCAAAUCAACAAAAUGAGGAAUCAGGGAAUAAUCAUCGGACUUGGUCUUACCGGGCUAGCUGCAACCGGCUUCUUUAACACACCAGAAGCCUCGGCUGCUAGCGAUGUCGCGAUGAUUGCUGAUGCUGCAAGUGACAACAGGGGACAACUUUUGUUGAUUGUUGUCACACCUGCUUUGCUUUGGGUAGCUUACAACAUUCUACAACCAGCUUUGAAUCAGAUUAACAAAAUGAGAUCAGAAUGAGGAUCACUAUAUUUUGUAAUAUUUCGAUCAUAUUACUUAUAAAGUUGUGUUAAUCAAUCAACUGUUUUCCUUCCUUGUGUA